Messenger RNA from Mesitornis unicolor (brown roatelo), 659 nucleotides. RefSeq names its product fasciculation and elongation protein zeta-1-like. NCBI's taxonomy places the organism in Eukaryota, Metazoa, Chordata, Aves, Mesitornithiformes, Mesitornithidae. The annotation marks the transcript as partial. The transcript has 4 exons. The record is from RefSeq and is a predicted model, not a curated record. Gene Ontology annotation, cellular component: cytoplasm; axon.
CUAAGGCAGCGCUGAGGAGGAUGGAGGCGCCCCUGGUGAGCCUGGAGGAGGAGUUUGAGGAGGGGCCCGGGGAAGAUGGGAGGCCCCUGCCCCGCGCUGCCGACCCGGCACUGGCUGAGCUGGAGAGCUUCUCAGCUGAGAUGAUGAGCUUCAAGUCGAUGGAGGACCUGGUGCAGGAGUUCGACGAGAAGCUCACCGUCUGCUUCCGCAACUACGAUGCUGCCACUGAGGGACUGGCCCCGGUGCGGGGGCAGCUCCAGGCACAGGAAGAGGAGGAGCGCCUGCAGGAUGAGGAGGUCUGGGACGCUCUCACCGAUGGCUUCGCCCCCCGUGGCUCCCCCCAGCCCUGGCUGCUCCCUGGGGCUGAGGCCCCCAAUGGCACCGACCCCCAGCUCUGCGAGAAGGAGGAGGAGGAGGAAGAGGAGCUCACUGAGAGGAGCGAGCAAGACUCGGGCAUCAACGAGGAGCCGCUGCUGACGGCCGAGCAGGUCAUCGAGGAGCUGGAGGAGCUGAUGCAGAGCUCGCCCGACCCUGAGGCCGACCCGGAGGGCGAUGAAGAGGAGGAGGAGGAGGAAGAAGAGGAGGAACCCGAGGCUGAAGGCGGGGGCACAGAGCCCGUCCUCCUGCGGGAGCUGCGCACCUUCUCCCCCGCCUUCAAC